GAAAGGCCAUUUUUCAGGAAUAUAUUCUUCAGUGAGUAAAUGCUCAACUGUCUGAAGAACAACAUUUGGCAUAAAAGUGGCAAUUCACCUACAGGAAACUACCACAGACAAUACUAUACUUUUGUGGAAAUCAAUACACGUUUCCAUCGCCACAUUCCUAGUUGAUUCUCGAGCAAAUAUGAGGACAGAAACACGCUAACUGAUCAUUGUAAAUAACAGUAUAGGAAUAUUACCCACAAAUAAAAUCUGAUUUUUUUAAAAAAAUGGUGAUUCAGAAUAAUUCUUAACAGUUGAUUGAGCAUUAUCUCAGCUCACUCACCUAAAAUGACAGCUAUAAAUAGCCCCCCCUAGGAAGCACAAGUACUGCAAAGAGAAACUAGCUCAAGAAAGAAUUCCUACAACAAACACAAACAUUUCAGUAUUUUCAGCGUUCAGGUAGUAACAAUGGAGGUUGUGAGGCAGCUAGUGAAUGACAAACAGCUAGUGAUCUUCAGCAAAAGCUCUUGCUGUGUUUCUCACUCGAUGAAGCAACUUAUUAGCAGCUAUGGAGCAAAUGCAACUGUAUAUGAGCUCGAUGAAUUACCCAAUGGGAAAGAAAUCGAGAAAGGUCUUCUGAGCAUGGGAAAUAAGCCGAGUGUUCCUGCUAUUUUCAUCGGCCAAAAGUUUGUUGGUGGUUCUAAUGAAAUCCUUAGCCUCCAAAUCCAAGGGAAACUGGUGCCUCUGCUCAUAGAAGCAGGAGCUAUAUGGGUUUGGAAUAGAACAUCAACUGAGUAGACAAAUAAGGACUUAGCUUUCUGAACCUCCUUCUUUUUAUUGUAGGAGGUGAAGAUAUUAAUUAACACAAUGAUUCCACUAAUGGAAUCACUUUCAGUUGUAAGGAAAUUUUCUUCUAUUUUAUUGUAUAUAUAAAUAAAAAAGACUAGCCUUUUUUUUUAUAAAAUGAGUUAAAUAAUAUAAUGCCACUGAUUUAAUCACUA
Spinacia oleracea (spinach) is the source of this 977-nucleotide messenger RNA. RefSeq names its product monothiol glutaredoxin-S6-like. The transcript has a single exon. Lineage: Eukaryota; Viridiplantae; Streptophyta; Magnoliopsida; Caryophyllales; Amaranthaceae. Bases 445 to 774 code for a protein of 109 amino acids. The record is from RefSeq and is a predicted model, not a curated record.